CCUCCACCCCCUCCCUGACUCAUCCUCCACCCCCUCCCCAACACCCCCGGGGGAGUGCGAAUACUCCGACUUCUCUCCGAGUCACACGGCACUCCUCCCCGAGAGACCCGAGUGUCAGAUCCACAAGGAUGACCUGUCCGAGGAGGAGAAGGAGCAGAUCCUCCAACUCCACAACGAGCUAAGGUCAAAGGUGGCACGCGGGGAGGAGCAGAUGGGAGCACCUGGACCACAACCACCUGCGGCCGACAUGCGGGAGCUGAUCUGGAACGAUGAGCUGGCACAGGUGGCACAGGCUUGGGCGUCCCAAUGCCCCAUCGGCCACGACGACUACACCCAACGGAGGAUCUGCACCCGGGACUAUGAGGUCGGCCAGAACAUCCACUAUUACUGGGGCUACGAUCCUGAAGCGGACUGGGAGCGACGCAGUGACGUCAUUGGCUAUUGGUGAAGUGAAGGACAUGCCCAA
Molecule: messenger RNA, 466 nt
Organism: Penaeus vannamei (Pacific white shrimp)
Lineage: Eukaryota; Metazoa; Arthropoda; Malacostraca; Decapoda; Penaeidae
Source: RefSeq, a predicted model, not a curated record